UAUAUAUAUAGUCAUCCUCCGUUGCUUUAGCUGUGCAAUCUGCAACCACAUACUUGAUACUUGUGUUGUGAAAUUCACUUAACUUAAUACUCCGGCCAAUGCAUUACGUUUUCUGUUGAAGGCUUGAAGCACUCGUCAGACUCAACCAUCAAAAUCCUGCUGCUUUUGCCUGGGUGUCUAAGACACAGAAAGUUACAGAGUCCAAUUUACAACGCCUUUCUUACUGUUAAACAAAGAUGCCUCCUAAAAGAAGAGGAGAGAUAGAGGUGACUACAGAGGAGAGAGUGAAUUCAUCGCCUCCAACUUGUUUUCAAUCUUCUUCUCCCUCGAGUUGCGAACCUGCUCUUGGACCUCAGAUCAAUCUAACAAGACAGAAAUCAUAUUCCUUUGAGGAGUCAAGCUUUCAUCAGCUGCAGCCUAUAUGUAAUUCUAACUCCAGCAAUCAACUCUCUGCACUGCCUUUCUCUCAUAGAAUAAAUCUUAGCGCUUCAAUUCCAGGACCCAGUACUGAAGCCAUGCCAAUGGAAGAAGACAUUUGUCUGGAUGCUGCGGGAUUAAGUACUCAAACACCUAGUGGAUCACAAAUUGAAUGUGCAACACCCAAUAGAGAAUUGCCAUAUCUAAUUCUUUGUGACGCGGAAAGAAGAAAGGAAUACCUCUCCCUAUGCGUACCUUUGUAUCAAGCUGCAAUCAAAGGAGACUGGAAAGUUGCUAAAGAUGUCAUUGACAAAUAUCCAGGUAUUGUUCGUGUUGCAAUAACCAGAAAGUGGGAGACAGCUCUGCAUAUUGCUGCUGCAGCAAAACGCACUGCUUUUGUGAAGGAACUGGUUGAACGUAUGAACGAUGUGGAUCUAGCCUUGAAAAAUAAAGAUGGCAACACUGCUAUUUGUUUUGCUGCCGCAUCAGGAAUUGUGGAAAUUGCUAUGAUCAUGGUGGAAAAAAACAAAAACCUUCCUAUGAUUCAAGGUAAUAAAGGAAUGAGACCCAUAUACAUGGCAGCUUUGUUUGGACACAGGAAUAUGGUGUCAUACCUCUAUCCUGUUACUAAUUUUGGAAGCCUAGCUCGCGAGGAACAAAUUAGCCUCUUUCUUGGUACUAUUUCAGCUGAUUUAUACGAUCUAGCUUUAAAAAUAUUGGAAGAGGACAGAUCAUUAGCCUAUGCUCAAGAUACAAAUGGUGAGACUGCCUUGCAUGUUUUGGCUCGAAAGCCUUCAACAAUUGCGAACAAAAGUGAUCUGGGAAUCUGGAAAAGAACCAUAAAUUCAUGUUUCGAAUGGAUAUAUCACAAAGAUCUGAUGCAGACGUUAGCCCAUCAACUAGUCGAAAAACUUUGGGAACAUGUUCUACAAUUGCAAGAUUGGGAGAUUUCAAAACUAAUUAAAACACCUUCAAAACUACUCUUUGAUGCGGCAGAAUUAGGCAAUGUAGAGUUUCUGAUUAUCCUUAUUCGCGCAUAUCCUGAUCUGAUAUGGAAAGUUGAUCAAAAUAAUCGAAGUUUGUUUCAUACUGCGGUUCUUUAUCGUCAGGAGGCCAUCUUUAAUCUAAUAUAUGAGGUUGGAGCAAUUAAAGAUUUGAUAGCAGCAUAUAAGGAUAAAAAUAAUAAUGAUAACAAUAAUAUCCUGCAUCUAGCUGGAAACUUGGCACCACUUAGUCGACGUCAAAUUGUAUCAGGAGCUGCACUUCAAAUGCAAAGAGAGCUAUUGUGGUUUCAGGCAGUGGAGAAAAUUGUGCCACCUUCAUAUAUUAAGAUGAAGAAUUCAAAAAACCAGACACCCAAGGAGCUAUUUUCUGAGGAGCACAGGAAGUUGUUAAAAGAAGGAGAGAAGUGGAUGAAGAGCACUGCAACUUCAUGCAUGCUUGUUGCAACGCUCAUUGCCACUGUGGUAUUUGCUGCAGUUAUUACAGUACCAGGAGGAGAAAAUAAUAAUACAGGCGUUCCUAUAUUUCUAAGAGAGAAGUGGUUUUUGAUUUUUGUCAUAUCGGAUGCAAUAGCACUGUUCUCUUCCUCAGCUUCAAUAAUAAUGUUCUUGUCCAUUCUUACGUCACGUUAUGCAGAAAACGAUUUUCUUAUAUCACUACCCACAAGGUUGAUGUUUGGAAUCUCGACCCUGUUUAUCUCUAUUGCUACAAUGGUGCUAGCCUAUACUGGAGCCAUCUUUCUGAUCCAUGAUCAUAAAUAUGUUUGGGUUCCUAUCCUUAUUGUGUUUCUUGCUUGUGCUACAGUCUCAUUAUUUGCUUGGCAACAUUUUCAUCUUUGGGCUGAUACAAUCCGCUCAACCUAUUGGUCUAGGUUUCUCUUUCGGCCAUUUAAACAUAGGCUUUACAAUUGAAUUGUCAAAUUUGCCGAUGUACUUAUGGAGAUAGUGAAUAAAAAUCCUUUAUCUCA
This is a messenger RNA of Quercus robur (English oak), 2386 nucleotides long. RefSeq names its product ankyrin repeat-containing protein ITN1-like. The record is from RefSeq and is a predicted model, not a curated record. Gene Ontology annotation, molecular function: protein binding. The transcript has 6 exons. Bases 237 to 2330 code for a protein of 697 amino acids. Lineage: Eukaryota; Viridiplantae; Streptophyta; Magnoliopsida; Fagales; Fagaceae.